This is a messenger RNA of Staurois parvus, 279 nucleotides long. The record is from the annotation of a GenBank genome assembly. Lineage: Eukaryota; Metazoa; Chordata; Amphibia; Anura; Ranidae.
AUGGGGCCCCCGGGCAAUAGGGGAUCAUGGGGCCCCUGUGUCCUUGCCCAAACUCAAAAAAGCCUAUGAAAAAGGUACCAGGGGCCUCUCAUGGGGCCCCCUUCUGAUCCCGGGCCCUCGGGCAGUGCCCGAGUUUCCAAAUGGUCAGUCUGCCCCUGCUUCAUACUCAGUACCGGGACAGGUGUCACUUGUACCCUUCCAUUCCUAGACUUUUGUCUAGUAUGCUUGCAUUUCAGUUGUUUUAUGUUGUAUAUUGUUCAUUAUCUAUUUAGGUGGAUG